Molecule: messenger RNA, 477 nt
Organism: Anisakis simplex (herring worm)
Lineage: Eukaryota; Metazoa; Nematoda; Chromadorea; Rhabditida; Anisakidae
Source: the annotation of a GenBank genome assembly
AUGAGCGAUCGUGGACGCAGCAGUGGAGGGUCAGCACGUAACGUAAACAGUGCACCGAAUUCAUCGAACCGUCCAAACGGACCUGGAGGUGGUGGAUCAAUGCAGCGAAUGAGAUCGGAUCGUGGCGAUCGCAUGGAUCGAAAAUCAACACCAUCCUCAGAUCGUGCACAUCAUCGAUCAAGCGGAGACAUGAAUUCGAGAGGUGAUCGAGGUCACGGGGGUGGAGGAGGUGGGGGCGGUGGUCGUGCGAUGAGCAUGCUCUCGGGUCAAGCGUUCACCGACAAUGAGUUGAUGACGGAUCUGCCGAAGAAGAAGUUCACGGGACGUUGUCGUUUGUUUGUGGGCAAUUUACCGAAUGAUCUGAAAGAAGAGGAAUUGAAAGAGUUGUUCACACCACACGGGGAUAUCGCAGAAUGCUAUCUGAGUGGCAAGGGGUUCGCAUUCCUGAGAAUGUCAUCAAGUGUGUGUCUCUCUUAA